This is a messenger RNA of Medicago truncatula (barrel medic), 1837 nucleotides long. Its product is annotated as putative F-box protein At1g33530. The coding region runs from base 273 to 1616 and encodes 447 amino acids. NCBI's taxonomy places the organism in Eukaryota, Viridiplantae, Streptophyta, Magnoliopsida, Fabales, Fabaceae. The transcript has 2 exons. Gene Ontology annotation, molecular function: protein binding. The record is from RefSeq and is a predicted model, not a curated record.
CUCAGAUUAAUACAAUUGUAGAACCUAUUACUCUUUCCAUUCUAUUACUAUACUACUCUUAUCUUCCAGCAUCAGACUCCAUCAGGAUUGGCUUCAAUAUUCACCACAGAGCAAUUUUCGUUUAUUAAACAAAAAAUAUUCGUAGAUCUUCACACCUUUUUUAUUUGUUUUGGUUCAUAUAAAUGUGCGGCGUGCAAAUUUAGAUACCAUCAUACUUUACAUAUUCAGAUACACUUCAUAUAAAUUUAGGGUUGAGAAGCGUCACAGCUCUGAUGGAGAUCCUUCAGGUUAAGAAGCGUGGUCAAUCCGACUCACAACAGCUAACGGUGCCCUUCGUUCCCGACGAACUUAUCGCAGAAAUCCUAUCCUUUCUUAACGUGAAAACCAUCAUGCAAUUAAAAUGUGUGAGCAAGUCAUGGAACUCUCUCAUCAAUGAUUCGACCUUCGUACAAAAACACCUCAAGAAGUCUUCACAAAAUCCACACAUCAUACUCACACCACCAACUUUGAAAUAUCCUAUCAGUAGUGUAGAGUCCUUCCCCGUGAGUCGUUUACUCGAGAAUCCUUCAAUCACUGUUUUUGGUGACAAUUUCCAUGAUUUGAAUGACACUUGUCAGGUUAUUGGUUCCUGCAAUGGAUUGUUUUGCUUGAUUUUCCAUUCUCUCCAUAGGAAGUAUACAAAAUACUGGUUUUGUUUAUGGAAUCCUGCCACGAGAACAAUAUCUGAAGAAUUAGGGACUUUCCGAUGCUACAACACUUCAUCAGAAACUUUCAAGUUCGGUUUUGGUUGUGAUAUUUCAACAGGAACUUACAAGUUGGUGGCAUAUCGGGCAGAAGAAGAUGAUGCGAACCACAGCGGUUCAUGGAGAAGUCAGGUCAGAAUUUUCAGUUUAAGUGAUAAUUGUUGGAGAAAUAUUGAGAGUUUCCCUUUGAUUCCUAUUGGAUGUAUUCAAAUCAAUCGAAAUAACAAUGGCGUGCAUUUAAGUGGCAAGAUUAAUUGGUUGGUUAUUCGCAACUAUUUUUGUGCUUCUUAUCAUUACGAAUGUAUGAAUUAUGUUGAGCAAUUUGUGAUUGUUUCCCUUGAUCUUUCGACUGAGACAUACACACAAUUUUUGCUGCCAUUUGGUUUUGAUGAAGUCCCACACUUUCAGCCAACUCUUCAUGUUCUGAUGGACUGCCUUUGCUUUUCGCACGAUUUCAAGGGAACUGAAUUUGUUAUAUGGCAAAUGAAGAAGUUUGGAGUUCAAGAGUCUUGGACUUUGUUAUUUAGAAUUGACUACUUUAAUCUUGAAAUGUAUAACCUCACAAUCAAUUAUGACACGGAUUUCGAUGCAGAAUUCAUUGAAAGUUGUACGCCGCCGUUGUUGCCACUGUACCUUUCUAAGAAUGACGAUACACUGAUAUUGGCAAAUUAUGAAGAUGACCGAGCAAUUAUCUAUAAUCUGAGAGAUAAGAGAGUAGAGAGAGUUAAAAUUUCCAGCAAACUGUGUUGGUUUUCUGCAAUGGACUAUGCUGAAAGCUUGAUUUCGACUCAUUGGAAGUCUGCAACGCCGACUCCAAGCACACUCUCUGUAGAUAGGAUUGUGGCAGGAAUUGGAGACAUCAGACAUGAUUAGAGACUGUAGUAGUGAGGAAGAGAAAGAGGAGCAGGAAGAGCCUUUGUUAAUUAUAAGACAAUUCGUGUUCGUAUGAACUAAGUAACAGUGAUUCUUAGGAUGAUGAAUGAGUUAAUUUGUUAGAUUAAGAUUAUGUAAUAUGAUCAAAGCAUAGGAACUAGGAUAUAAUAAGCUUGAGGUAUGCACAACAUGCUGCGGUUUUUCUCAAUUUGGGUUAUGAU